AUGGCAUCUAAAGCGGAUCACAUCCUCAUAACCGGGGCCGCCGGUUUCAUUGGCCAGGAGCUCAUCACCGCCCUCCUUCUCUCAUCGCCUUCCAUUCAUCUCACAACAACAGACAUAACAACCCCUCCCAUUCCGCCACAAGCUCUCUCUCACGCAUCUCGUGUGACAUCACUUAAAACAGACCUCACUUCAUCGGAGGCAGUCGCUUCUCUUCUUACGAGUCACUCGCGUUUCGACGCAAUCUACCUUCUCCAUGGCAUCAUGUCUGGAGGCGCGGAAGCGAACCUGGAACUAGGCCUUGCCGUAAACCUCGACAGCCACCGCGUAAUUCUCGAUGCCUUGCGCCAAGAAGCAUCUCCGCAUCGUGGAUCCGUUGUGGUAUUCCCCAGCUCAUUGGCAGUCUACGGUCCUGCAGCACCGGGCCAGAUCAACACCGAGACAACUUGCCCGAUUCCCCAGUCUUCGUACGGCGCCCAGAAGCUGAUAAUCGAGACGCUUCUGGGAGAUUACUCACGCCGUGGGCUGCUAGAUGGACGAAUUGUGCGGUUACCUACCAUCAUCGUCCGUCCGGGCGCCCCAAGCGCGGCGGCUUCCUCCUUUGCUUCGGGCAUUGUGAGGGAGUCGCUCAAAGGUGAGGGAAACAUCUUACCAGUGAGGCCGGAACUACCUAUGUGGGUGUGCUCUCCGAAGACGGUGGUCAAGAAUCUGGUGGAUAUCAAGGGCAUUCCUCAUGAGAAGUUUGGGAUUUCUAGAGUUCUCAAUUUGCCCGGCGUUACUGUCACCGUGGCGGACAUCCUGAAUGCGCUAGAGGUUGUCGGAGGUACAGAGGCUAGGAAACUGGUGCGCGAAGAGAGAAGCCCGCAGAUUGAGGCGAUCGUCGGUUGUUGGCCGGCUUAUUUCGAUGUUUCGAAGGCCCUUGGCCUCGGCCUUUCUCAGGAUGGGGAUCUGAUAACCACAGUCAAGGACUUUGCAGAACGCCUUCGGGCCAGUGUUUAG
This is a messenger RNA of Colletotrichum paranaense, 996 nucleotides long. Its product is annotated as NAD-dependent epimerase/dehydratase. The transcript has a single exon. The record is from RefSeq and is a predicted model, not a curated record. The coding region runs from base 1 to 996 and encodes 331 amino acids. NCBI's taxonomy places the organism in Eukaryota, Fungi, Ascomycota, Sordariomycetes, Glomerellales, Glomerellaceae.